Homalodisca vitripennis (glassy-winged sharpshooter) is the source of this 2178-nucleotide messenger RNA. RefSeq names its product chitin deacetylase 1 (gene serp). NCBI's taxonomy places the organism in Eukaryota, Metazoa, Arthropoda, Insecta, Hemiptera, Cicadellidae. The transcript has 7 exons. Gene Ontology annotation, molecular function: chitin binding; protein binding; hydrolase activity, acting on carbon-nitrogen (but not peptide) bonds. Gene Ontology annotation, cellular component: extracellular region. The record is from RefSeq and is a predicted model, not a curated record. Gene Ontology annotation, biological process: carbohydrate metabolic process. Bases 80 to 1753 code for a protein of 557 amino acids.
GUCGCUAUGUAGGCCGCAUAUAAAAGCUGCGCGGAGGUGGCGGGGCCUCCACUACAGUAGUGUCCACGGCAGAAGGAGCAUGACGUGGAGACCCCUAGUGUGUUGUGCGUUUCUCAUUUGCACCGUACAAAUCGGUGCCGCACUCACAUACCACCCUCGUCGGCCGUCGUUCCUCCGAGUAAAGCGGCAGCAGCAAGGAACCCCAGACGAGACUACAACCAAGAAGGAGGAGAGCUUCGAGACAGAACUAUGUAAAGAUAAGGAUGCAGGAGAGUGGUUCCGACUUGUGGCUGGUGAGGGAGACAACUGCCGAGAUGUCAUCCAGUGUACCUCUUCGGGACUGCAAGCCAUCAGGUGUCCUGCAGGACUGUUUUUCGACAUCGAGAAACAAACUUGCGACUGGAAGGAUGCAGUGAAGAACUGCAAGCUGAAGAACAAGGAGAGGAAGGUCAAGCCUCUCUUGUACACUGAUGAGCCACUCUGCCAGGAUGGGUUACUGGCCUGUGGAGAUGGUGCGUGUAUUGAGCGAGGACUUUUCUGCAACGGCGAGAAGGACUGCGGUGACGGCUCAGACGAGAAUACUUGUGACAAUGACAAUGAUCCUAACCGUGCGCCUCCUUGCGAUCCUGCCGUCUGCGUCCUCCCCGACUGUUUCUGCUCAGAGGACGGUACCUCUAUCCCGGGUGACCUGCCGUUCAAGGAGGUUCCCCAGAUGAUCACCAUCACCUUUGACGACGCCAUCAACAACAACAACAUAGAGUUGUACAAGGAAAUGUUUAACGGUAAGAGGAAGAACCCGAACGGCUGCAACAUCAAGGCCACGUUCUUCGUCUCCCACAAGUACACCAACUACUCUGCUGUCCAGGAGAUGCACAGGAAGGGCCACGAGAUCGCUGUUCAUUCUAUAACUCACGGGUGUUGCAGACACAACGACGAAGAACAGUUCUGGAGCAACGCCACGGUCGACGACUGGGCCAAGGAAAUGGCCGGGAUGAGAGUUAUCGUUGAGAAAUACGCUAACUUGACAGACAACAGCGUGGUCGGUGUGAGGGCUCCCUACCUCAGAGUCGGCGGGAACAAUCAGUUCACUAUGAUGGAGGAGCAGGCCUUCCUGUACGAUUCCACAAUCACAGCUCCCUUGUCCAAUCCACCUCUCUGGCCCUACACAAUGUACUUCCGUAUGCCUCACCGCUGUCACGGCAACCUCCAGCAUUGCCCAACCAGGAGUCACGCUGUCUGGGAGAUGGUCAUGAACGAGCUGGACCGCAGGGAGGACCCCAACUUCGACGAGUACCUCCCGGGUUGUGCCAUGGUGGACUCCUGCUCCAAUAUCCUUACCGGAGACCAGUUCUACAACUUCCUCAACCACAACUUUGACCGCCACUACGACCAGAACCGCGCACCACUGGGUCUCUACUUCCACGCCGCUUGGCUCAAGAACAACCCCGAGUUCCUGGACGCCUUCCUCUACUGGAUCGAUGAGGUCUUGGAGAAGUACAACGACGUCUACUUCGUGACUAUGACGCAAGUGAUUCAGUGGAUCCAGAAUCCCAGGACGGUCUCCGAAGUGAAGAACUUCGAGCCCUGGAGGGAGAAGUGCUCUGUGGAGGGCCCUCCUGCCUGCUGGGUGCCUCACUCCUGCAAGCUAACAAGCAAGGAAGUUCCGGGGGAGACGAUCAAUCUGCAGACCUGUGUCAGAUGUCCCAACAACUACCCCUGGGUCAACGAUCCCACUGGAGACGGGUUUUUCUAAGUCAACGAUCUCAUCGAUAAGGUAUCAAAUCGAGACCCGCCCCGCGAAGAACGCUCCAUCCUCCUCUCCCACAAACGACUGAUUUGUGUUGGUUACGCAUUGUGAUUUUUUAUUUUAUUUUUUUUCAAACUUAAAACCACAGGGGAUUGAAGGACCGAGGGUUUUGUGGGGCAAAAGAGUCAAGUGUAAAAUAUAGUCCUUGUUCCGAAUGUACAAAGUCUGAUAAUGGAGUGUCAAGGACAUGUGACGGUCAAGGAUCGCUCAAGACUAUAAGAACUUGCCAAAUGUUAAUGUGCUUUGCACCAAUACUGAAUUUAUUGUGAUUUAAAUUUUUUUUGUCAUAAAUAUCUGUGUAAAUUAUUCAACUUACUGUUUAUUUCUUACGUUGUACUAAUAAUAGUUAAAUAAAAACCUACACACACUUC